AUGGCUCUUGUAGGCUACUCAGAUAGCGAGGGCUCCGACUCAGAGACAUCGAAUGUCGCCCCUGUACCCGCUGCCACAAAGCCCACGGCAAAGAAAGGAAACUUCCAAAAACUAGUCGAUCCAUCUGCGCCACGCAAAAUCAAGGUCGACCUUCCGACAAUACAGCCAGACGUCGAAGCAGAAGCUCCCCCGGCAAAGAAGGCCCGUACCGCUGGAAAGUUUGGCGGUUUCAACUCUUUCCUGCCCGCUCCCAAACGCGCCGCCGAUGCCAANAAAGGUCUUGGAUCUGGUGUAAAUCUGAAGACUGGCGCCGAGCCUGCCUUCAGCAGAGAAAGAGUAGAACCCGACCCCUCGGCUUUUGCGCCGGCCGCUAUGGGUGUGGAGACCAAGGACGAUGCAGACACAUCAUUACCAGCACCCUUCCAGGAUGAAGCCCCGAAAGAGAUCAAAUCAGUAGGCAACGCUAUGAAGUUCAAACCUCUGUCUGUUGCGAGAAAGAAGGCUUCCAAGCAGAACAUUAUGCCCAAUUCUAUUGCCGCCGCACCAUCACCAGUCGCCCAAGCCAUCACAGAGCCUCCAAAAGCCACUCCAAAUCCAAAGGUCUCCCUGUUCUCAGUCACCCAGGACGACAACACAACUAUAUCAAAUACCCCAGUGGCAGACUAUCAGCCCUUGCUCGCUGAGCCAGCAGCACCAGCUACCGAGACAUUCGACUCGACAAUGGCCGCAGCGCCCGUACACUCAGACCCUAAUUCACUCACUGCCAUUGCCGACGAUCUAGGCCUAUCAGCUGGAGAGCGUAGAAGAUUGUUCGGUCGCAACAAGGAUGCCGCUGCCUUUGCCAAUGUCACACAUCUCAACAUGGAGGAAGAAUACAACAACAACGAGCAACUCCGCGUCCAAGGCCAAGCUGUCGAACACCGAGCCGUCAAGGCCGUUGCUCCCGGAAAACACAGCUUGCAACAACUCGUCAACUCGGCCGCCACCCAAAAAGAGGCCUUGGAAGAUGCUUGGGCUCAAGGCCGUAGGAACAAAGCCGAGGCCGGUAGCCAUUAUGGCUUUUGA
Molecule: messenger RNA, 1065 nt
Organism: Aureobasidium uvarum
Lineage: Eukaryota; Fungi; Ascomycota; Dothideomycetes; Dothideales; Saccotheciaceae
Source: the annotation of a GenBank genome assembly